This is a messenger RNA of Racocetra persica, 134 nucleotides long. The record is from the annotation of a GenBank genome assembly. Lineage: Eukaryota; Fungi; Glomeromycota; Glomeromycetes; Diversisporales; Gigasporaceae.
GUUAUGUCAAGAAUAAACUUGAUUAUGUAAUUGAAGAUUUAAAUAAUGAUGAAAAAUAUGAUUCAGAUGUAUCAAUAUCUUCAUUGUCUUCUAACGAUUCUGAGACAACAAGACGUAGAAAAAAAGAAAAGGCU